This is a messenger RNA of Chrysochloris asiatica (Cape golden mole), 945 nucleotides long. Its product is annotated as olfactory receptor 8D2-like. Bases 1 to 945 code for a protein of 314 amino acids. Gene Ontology annotation, molecular function: G protein-coupled receptor activity; odorant binding; olfactory receptor activity. Gene Ontology annotation, cellular component: membrane. The record is from RefSeq and is a predicted model, not a curated record. Lineage: Eukaryota; Metazoa; Chordata; Mammalia; Afrosoricida; Chrysochloridae. Gene Ontology annotation, biological process: sensory perception of smell; G protein-coupled receptor signaling pathway. The transcript has a single exon.
AUGGAUACAAGAAAUCAUUCUUUGGUUAAUGAAUUUAUGCUUCAGGGGUUAACAGAUAAACCAGUGCUCCAACUCCCCCUCUUCUUCCUGUUCCUUUUUAUCUACAUUGUCUCCAUGGCAGGAAACUUGGGCUUGGUUUUUUUAAUCAGGAUCAGUUCUCAGCUUCAGACCCCCAUGUAUUAUUUUCUCAGUAAUUUGUCUUUUAUAGAUCUAUGUUACUCUUCUGUCAUAAUCCCCAAGAUGUUGGUGAAUUUUGUGUCAGAAAAGAAUUUUACUACCUUUCCUGAGUGUAUGACCCAGCUCUUUUUCUUCUGCUUCUUUGGUAUUGAUGACUCUUAUAUGCUCACAGCUAUGGCUUAUGAUCGCUAUGUUGCAAUCUGUAACCCCUUGCUCUACAAUGUAACCAUGUCCCAUAGAGUCUGUUUUCUGCUUGCAACUGGUGUGUAUAUAGUGGGAGCUUUUGGGGCUUUGGUUCACACCAGCUACAUAUCUAGUCUUUCCUUCUGUGGAACAAAUGUUAUCCGCCAUUAUUUCUGUGACAUCCUUCCUCUUCUGAAUAUCUCUUGCUCAAGAGACUACACCAAGGAGCUUUUGGUGAUGAUUUUGGUUUCAUUCAAUGUAUUCACCUGUGCUAUAGCUAUCUUAAUCUCUUAUGCCUUCAUCCUUUCCAGCAUCCUACAUAUCCACUCAGCUGAAGGCAGGUCCAAAGCCUUUAGUACCUGCAGCUCCCACCUUGCAGCUGUUGGAGUCUUUUAUGGCUCCAUCAUCUUCAUGUAUUUCAAGCCACAAUCUGUCAGUGACAGAACCCAAGAGAAGGUAGCCUCUGUCUUUUAUACAACAGUGAUUCCCAUGCUCAAUCCUUUGAUCUACAGCCUCAGGAACAAGGAUGUCAAAGAAGCACUAAAAAAGGUUCUGAAUGAUGGGAUACGUUCCAGGUCUGUGUAG